CUCUUAAAGAUAAUGAAGUUGAUUGUGAGACUGCAUGUUUAGAUGAGGUUUUUGAUUUAUCUCAAGUGUAUACAAGUACUAUUCUUCAUGAAUUUCAAAAUCAAAUUGUCUCAAUUUGGGAACAACCAAUCCUUUAUUCAACUAGAACUUCUAAUAAUGAUAAUGAAAACCAACUUUCUGCAACGUGGAAUCUGAUUUCAAGUUUUGAUAUAUGUAAAUUUUCAAAUAAAGAAAUUGAAAUAGCACAGUCUCAUUUGAAAGAGAGGCAACAUUAUGCAAAGCAAUUAAACUCUAAUCAUUUGAUAGUCAAAAAUCUAGUAACAAAAGCUAAAAAAGGUCGAUCACAAAGAAUACAAUGCUUUCUUUCUAGCAUCAAAAUUAAUCAGCAGUCAGUUAAAAGUAGAAGUAACAGGUAUAAACAUUGUGGUGUACAAGGACACAACAUAAGAAGCUGCGAAAAAAAGCAAGAUAAUUCUAAAUCAGAGGAUGAUAACUCUGAAUUAGAGAAUAAUAAUACUGAAUCAGAGGAUGAUAAUACUGAAUCAGAGGAUAAUAAUUUCAGAUUAGAGGAUAAUAACAUAGAAAAUGAUAGUAAAAAUCUAACCAAAAGACAGCGCUUAAAAAGAGCAAAUAAAUAUACAUGUUGUGGUAAACAAGGGUAUAAUAUCAGGAGUUGUGUUAAGAAAUUAAAGAAUAAUGAGACAUAA
Molecule: messenger RNA, 707 nt
Organism: Racocetra persica
Lineage: Eukaryota; Fungi; Glomeromycota; Glomeromycetes; Diversisporales; Gigasporaceae
Source: the annotation of a GenBank genome assembly